AUGUUGUGUAAAGUAUUUGUUUUAAGCGCGGUGUUAGCGGUGGCCAGUGCCGGUCUUUUGGCCGCUCCAGCAGUUCACUACUCUCCAACUUCCGCGGUCUCCUCACAGAGCAUCGUGCGCCAUGAGCAGCCAAUCGCCGUAGCCGCACCCGUCGCAUACCAAUCUGCUCCAAUCGCAUACGCCUCUCCCACUCGCUACUCCUCCGCUGCCGCUGUCUCCUCACAGAACAUCGUCCGCCACCAACAGCAGAUUGCCGUAGCUGCCCCUGUUGCCUACAACACCGCUCCUCUCUCUUAUGCCACACCUCUAUCUUACGCUGCUCCCGCUCGUUACUCAUCUGCUGCCGCAGUCUCCUCUCAGAACAUCGUCCGUCACCAACAGCCCAUUGCCUACAACGCCGCUCCUCUCUCUUAUGCCACACCUCUUUCUUACGCUGCUCCCGCUCGUUACUCAUCUGCUGCCGCAGUCUCCUCUCAGAACAUCGUCCGCCACCAACAGCGCAUUGCCUACAACGCCGCUCCUCUCUCUUAUGCCUCACCUCUCUCAUACGCUGCUCCCGCUCGCUACUCAUCUGCCGUCUCCUCCCAGAACAUCGUUAGUCACGGACAGGCUAUUGCUCCCGCACGUCUGGCCUACCAAGCUGCCCCUGCUGUAGUCGCUCCAGUCGUCCACGCUGCUCCCCUUAUCCACGCUGCCCCAGCCCGCGCCAUCAUCGCCCAACACGAAGAAUACGACGCACACCCCAGCUACGACUUCGCCUACUCCGUAGCCGACGGCCACACCGGUGAUAACAAGUCCCAGCAUGAGAGCCGCGACGGAGAUGUUGUACGUGGUGAAUACUCCCUGGUUGAAGCUGACGGCUCAAUCCGCCGCGUUGAGUACUCCGCUGAUGACCACAAUGGCUUCAACGCUGUCGUCAGCAACUCUGCACCCGCUCACACUCAGACAAUCCGCGGACACUGA
Messenger RNA from Pieris macdunnoughi, 963 nucleotides. NCBI's taxonomy places the organism in Eukaryota, Metazoa, Arthropoda, Insecta, Lepidoptera, Pieridae. The record is from the annotation of a GenBank genome assembly.